AGGUUGCGCCACGUGGUUGCGGCCAUUUGGUGGCGGCGGCGGGAGGAGAUGGUGCUGUUACACGUGUUGUUCGAACAUGCGGCCGGAUAUGCGCUGCUGGCCGUGAAGGAGGUGGAGGAGAUCGGCCUCUUGCUGCCCCAGGUGGAGGAGUCUGUUCUGACCAUUGGCAAGUUCAACAACAUUGUUAAACUGGUGGCCUUUUAUCCCUUCAAAUCUGCGCAGGGUGCCCUGGAGAACAUCAAUGCUGUUUCUGAAGGUAUUCUCCACGAGGACUUGAGGCUGCUGCUGGAGACCAACAUGCCGCCUGCGGGCAAGAAGAGGAAGGUGGUGCUUGGCGUGGCCGACCAGAAGCUGGCAGCGGCGAUCCACGAGGAUCUGGGUAUCCUGUGCCAGGCGGGCGGUGUGGUGGCCGAGAUCCUUCGAGGUGUGCGCCUCCACUUCCACUCGCUGAUCCAGGGGCUGACGGCCCUCUCUGCUGCCAAAGCCCAGCUGGGACUGGGCCACAGCUACUCCCGGGCCAAGGUCAAGUUCAACAUCAACCGUGUGGACAACAUGAUCAUCCAGUCCAUCAGCUUGUUGGACCAGCUGGACAAGGACAUCAACACCUUCUCCAUGAGAGUCAGAGAGUGGUACGGGUACCACUUCCCCGAGCUGAUCAAGAUCGUUGCUGAGAACUACACCUACUGCCGGCUGGCCAAGCUGAUCGGUAACCGUAAGGAGCUGUCUGAGGAGAGUCUGCCCAUGCUGGAGGAGGUCGUGAUGGACAGCGCCAAGGCCCAGGCCAUCCUCGACGCAUCCCGCAGCUCCAUGGGGAUGGACAUCUCUCCCAUCGACCUGAUCAACAUCGAGAGCUUCUCCAACAGAGUGGUGUCCCUGGCUGAUUACCGCAAGACCCUGCAGGACUACCUGCGCUCCAAGAUGAACCAGGUGGCUCCAAACCUGGCCACGCUCAUCGGGGAAGUGGUGGGAGCCCGGCUGAUCUCCCACGCGGGCAGCCUGACCAACCUGGCCAAGUACCCGGCCUCCACAGUGCAGAUCCUGGGCGCAGAGAAGGCCUUGUUCAGGGCGCUGAAGACCAAGAGCAACACCCCCAAGUACGGCCUGAUCUUCCAUUCCACCUUCAUCGGCAGAGCGGCCACCAAAAACAAGGGCCGCAUCUCUCGCUACUUGGCCAACAAAUGCACCAUCGCCUCCCGCAUCGACUGCUUCUCCGACGUCCUCACCAGUGUGUUUGGGCUGAAGCUGCGAGACCAGGUGGAGGAACGACUGGCCUUCUACGAGACCGGGGAAGCUCCCCGCAAAAACGUCGACGUCAUGAAGGAGGCCGCCAGCGAGGCAGCUGAGGUGACGGCAAAAUUGAAACGCAAACUGGAGAAGAAAGAGAAGAGGAAGAAGAAGAGAGAGAAGCAGGCGCUGGAGGCUCUGGCAGCUGAGGGGGAGGAGGCUGAGGAGGGAGAGCCGGCGGAGAAGAGGAUUAAAACCGACCAACAGGUCACUGACGGGGAGGUGGUGAAGAAGCAUAAACAGAAGAAGCAGAAGCUGGAAGAGGAGGAGGAGGAUGCAACGGAAAGCGUGUCCAACGGCAUGCAGGAGACCCCCGGCAAAAGCAAGAAGCUGCGGCGGAAACUGCCGGCAGCCGAGCCCACCGCCACCACGCCCAAGAAGAAGAAGAAGAAACACAGCAGUGGAGGAGGAGAGGUGUCCAGCCCCUGACCACUGGCUGCUGGAGGAGGAGGUGUCCAGCCCUGACCACUGGCUGCUGGAGGAGGAGGUGUCCAGCCCUGGCCACUGGAGGAGGGGGGAGGGUCAGGGAUUGGGAACCAUCUGACCCAGACUCUGGGGGAGGGGAACAUCUGACCCAGGCACCAUCUCACCCAGACGGUGGGGGAGAGAUUGUAACCUCCUUGGGGGGGAGGGGGCGACUUGCCCCCAUUGUUGGCGAGAGGCUCGGUGCUGAUGGCCCCACAAGCCGGCCGGUCUGUGCCUCCUCUCCGCAGUGCCUGCCCACAUUACCGGCACAGUCCGUCCGUCGGUCCACGUCCCCCGUGACCAUGGGGAGAGGUUGUGGGCGGAUGGUGUCACAACCUGGAUGCUUGUAAAUAUGUACAGACAAUAAAGUGAAGCUUGACCUUUUCAGAC
This is a messenger RNA of Amblyraja radiata (thorny skate), 2139 nucleotides long. RefSeq names its product NOP56 ribonucleoprotein homolog (gene nop56). The transcript has 12 exons. The coding region runs from base 49 to 1713 and encodes 554 amino acids. Lineage: Eukaryota; Metazoa; Chordata; Chondrichthyes; Rajiformes; Rajidae. Gene Ontology annotation, molecular function: snoRNA binding. Gene Ontology annotation, cellular component: box C/D methylation guide snoRNP complex; small-subunit processome. The record is from RefSeq and is a predicted model, not a curated record.